This is a messenger RNA of Dicentrarchus labrax (European seabass), 1857 nucleotides long. RefSeq names its product dual specificity protein kinase CLK4-like. Gene Ontology annotation, biological process: protein phosphorylation; regulation of RNA splicing. Gene Ontology annotation, cellular component: nucleus. The record is from RefSeq and is a predicted model, not a curated record. Bases 179 to 1483 code for a protein of 434 amino acids. Gene Ontology annotation, molecular function: ATP binding; protein tyrosine kinase activity. The transcript is spliced from 13 exons. NCBI's taxonomy places the organism in Eukaryota, Metazoa, Chordata, Actinopteri, Moronidae.
GUGAAGUUGUACCUCUCUCUUUUGUUACAAAUUAAACUUUUCUACCUUUACAAAGCGUGGCAGAACAACAGAGGAAGACAGUGAAGAGUUUUUGACCUUUUCUUUUAGGAAUUUCUUCAUUCAGGUGAAGCAACAGAUCUUUAAUCACCUCCAAAGGCUGGAGCAGAGGGAGCAAAUUAUGGUCACAGAGCCCAGUGUGUACAGCAGCACUAUGGGCAGGAAUGACAACAACUGUGGUUCUUGGAGAGACGGUGAUGACCCCAAAACAGACGUCCAUGCUGACAAAAAGAUGGGAAGCUUCAAUCCGGGCACACUGUGCAACUCACCAGAUAUCUGUAACUUGCCUGAUGACAUCGCGCUCCAGCUUGAAUCUGCCUUUCUUGGUGACAAUGCUGUCAACGCUGAUGAUGGAGUAAACAGGAGUCACAGGGGAAAGAGCUGUGAGGAUGAUGAAGAGGGCCACCUGGUCUAUCACAUCGGUCUCGUGAUGAAAGAAAGAUAUGAAGUGUUAUGUACAUUGGGGGCAGGAGCCUUUGGAAAGGUGGUCGAGUGUAUUGAUAGAGACAAAGGGGAGCACGUAGCCGUGAAGAUUGUGAGGAACAUUGAGUGUUUCCGUGAAGUAGCCAGGUCUGAGAUUGCAGUGCUGGAGGAGAUCAACCGCCUGGAUGAUGACAACAGAUUCGCCUGUGUGAGGAUGCUUGACUGGUUCGAGCACGAAGGUCACAUCUGCAUUGUGUUCGAGCUGCUCGGCCUCAGCACCUUUGAGUUCCUCCGUCAGAACGAGUUCCUGCCGUUCAGCGUGGAGGAGAUCAGACACAUGGCCUUCCAGAUCUUCAAAGCCGUCUGCUUCCUGCAUCGUAACAAGCUGACUCACACAGACCUGAAGCCAGAGAACAUCCUGUUUGUGUGUUCCGACUACGACCUGGAGUACAAUGACAAGACGAACUGUGCGGUGAGGAAACUGAGGAGACUGGAUGUGAAGGUGGUGGAUUUUGGCACCGCCACAUUUGACCACGAACACCAUGAAUCCCUGGUGUCAACGCGUCACUAUCGAGCUCCAGAGGUCAUACUGGAUCUGGGCUGGAACCAGUCGUGUGAUGUUUGGAGUCUGGGCUGCGUUCUCAUGGAGUUUUACCUGGGACGUUCACUGUUCAUGACCCACGACAGCAAAGAACAUCUGGCCAUGAUGGAGAAAGUCCUGGGACCGAUCCCCCCACACCUGCUGAAACAGACCAGAAAGCAGCAUUACGUGCACAACGAGCGUCUGAACUGGGCCGAGAAGAGCUCCUCUGAUGAUUACAUAAGGAAACACUGUAAACCUCUCAAGCUGUACAUGCAGAGGAAGACCGAGGACGAGAGGCAGCUAUUCGACCUGCUCAGCUGCAUGCUGGAGUACGACGUCUACAGACGGCUCACCCUGGAGGAGGCGCUGUGGCACCCGUUCUUCAGCCCGCUGAGGAUGCAGAAUCAGCAGCGCAGCUAGCACAUGCGCACACACACACACACACACACACACACACACACAACACACACACACACACACACACACACACACACACACACACACACAUUCAGCAUCUACCUCGGGCUGUAAUUUAAGAGUUGCGAUUUCUAAACUGUUUGGGUUGGUAGGUCUGAGUUGAUGAGUUGGAGGAUUUUUAGUUUCAUUUAACAGUUCAUUAACAGUUUCAGAGAGCAUUCCUGUCAAUUUGAAAUAUUUGUUUUGACAUCCCAACAGUCUGCAUGUCUUUGUAAAAAGCCAAAUGUAUUGUGAAACAAUCGCGUGUUUUCCUUCAUUGAUUCUUUGUCACAUUUGUCAGCAGUUUGUUAAUAAAUAUUUAGCAUUUUGGUUUUAAA